AUGUCUAAACCUGCCUCUUCUUGUCCGCAUUGGCGCGUGAUCUGACAUAAAUGGGAGGAUGUCAUGAAUUCUGUGCAAAAUAAAUACCCAAAUCCUUUUAACGAUAGCGUCCUCUCGACAGAUGUUAUCAGCCGCUCUUUCUCCCCAGAUAAAUCUAAGAUGUACUCGACUAAGCUGAUAAAUACUGUUUGGGAGGCUUUCGUCAAAUUUGGAGAAGCAAAGGCUCUCGAAAUGAGUUGCGUGGAUCGACGAAACAAGAAGAUGCUCAUCGAGUCACACAACCUUACUGGACGCAAUAUCCUGCGAGCAGUCGAACAGCUAGAGUAUACAGUGCAUCCAGAAAAUGAAAAUUGGUAUGAUAUUUGCUGUAAUAUUAUUAGUAGGACGCUGCUCAAGCAUUCCUUGGCAAUAGAUUCUCUCCGAGGUUUCGGCUACUGCUUAAUGGUCGUCUCUCAAGGUGCCGCAGCCAAGGUGCGAAAUGCAUAUAACAAUGUUAUUAAAAAAACUGAUCCUCAAACAAAACUUAUGGGCCAUUUGUUCUAG
Messenger RNA from Protopolystoma xenopodis, 543 nucleotides. The record is from the annotation of a GenBank genome assembly. NCBI's taxonomy places the organism in Eukaryota, Metazoa, Platyhelminthes, Monogenea, Polystomatidea, Polystomatidae.